AUGCUACCCGUGGCCUGGUUUAGAUUUGUUAUCAAGUUGACGAUGCCGUCAACGCUGACAGCGAUCACUGAUGUCAUUCAGCAUACCAUCAACAUAGGCAACCUGAAGCUGCCUGAGAAUGGCUUCUACCCAGAGGCGAUCACGGCUGAGCUUUUACGGGAGGAGGAUGCCGGCCCGCAGUGA
Messenger RNA from Perkinsus marinus ATCC 50983, 183 nucleotides. RefSeq lists its product as hypothetical. The coding region runs from base 1 to 183 and encodes 60 amino acids. The record is from RefSeq and is a predicted model, not a curated record. Lineage: Eukaryota; Perkinsozoa; Perkinsida; Perkinsidae. The transcript has 2 exons.